AUGGCGUCGUCGCUGCUCGGCCGGCUGAAGGCCAUCGAGGUCGACCGGGACUUGCUGGUCUUCAAGAUCCUCUAUACCUUUGUCGCCGCCACCUUCGCCUCACUCGGGCCCUUCCUGUCGGUGAUCUUCGCCGGGCGCGGGCUCACCCCCUCGGAGAUCGGGAUCAUCCUCUGCGCGCGGCCGUUCGUCUUCUUCGCCGGGGCCCCGCUCUUUUCCAUCAUCGCCGAUCGGGCCCGGCGGACUCGGUGGCUGCUGCUGACGGUCUUCGUCCUGAGCGCGGUCAUCCGCACGCUGAUCGCCUUCAUCCCGGCCGAGCGCUUCGCCCUGCUGGCCUUCGUGGUGCUGACGUGCGAGUUCUUCGGCAGCCCGGUGUACUUCCUCAUCGACACCGUGGUGCUCAAGGUCCUGGGAAAGAACUCCGAUCGCUAUGGCCAGCAGCGCCUGUUCGGCAGCAUCGGCCCUAUAUUUAUUGAUGAAAUCGUUCGCGAGGGGCAUCCCCGCACGCGUGUCGGCAACCUCUACGUCGCCAAUCGCAACGCCAUUGUCCACUUCGGCACGCUCGAACACCUCACUCCGGAGAGCCUCUACCGUCGGCUUGCCUCACCCCCUGAUCUUCCGCCGAACUGGGUGGGCUGCCCGAAUGUCAACCCCGUCAGCUUUACCAAUGUUCAAACGGGCAAGACGGUGAAUUUCCUUGCGCUCAAGGCACCCCUCGACUCCAAUUACGACUCGCGUUUGCGCAAGGAGGACUACUGGACGCCUCAGAUGCUCUUCGCCGAGGCGGAGAAGAACAACUGGGGCACCAUCGGCCUGGUGAUUGACCUGACCAAAUCAAGCCGGUACUAUGAUGAGCGCAUCGUGACGGACCUGGCUGCGCGUUAUGUGAAGAUCAUCUGCCAAGGCCGCGGCGCAACUCCCACGCCGGAUCAGGUGUCGCAGUUUGUCUCGGCGGUCGACUCCUUCCUCGUCCACAACCCGGAGAAGAUCAUUGCUGUCCACUGCACCCACGGCUGUAACCGCACCGGAUUCAUGCUGGCCGCAUAUGCCCGCAUGCGGUGCGGGCUUUCGGUCGAUGCGGCCAUCAAUAUCUUCGCCAAGAGCCGGUGCCCUGGCAUUUACAAGCACGACUACUUGCGGGAUCUCCUGGCUCGGUACCAGGGCAAUGAAGACAUGAUCACCUUCCCGGAAAUGCCGACUUGGCACCUGGGCGACGGUCCGGACGCCUUUGAUCCUUACCAGGACGGUGGUGGCAAGCCCGCCAGCGCUCCCCACAUGAUCGGCCCGCGCGGGGAUAUUGGCACGCUGGUGGCCGACCCGGUUCUUCUGAGUACCCUGCAGAACUUUUCCCUGGAGAUGUGCCGCGCUUCUGAGUCGCAAACCAAGCGCCGGCGCUUCCCCGGGGCCAUGCCGGUGUCGUUGACCAUUGACCGCCUGUCGCACUUCGAUCGUGUUGAGUGCCUGGUCUCCUGGAAGGCCGAUGGCGGGCGUUUCUUCAUGGUCAUCUGGGAGAAUGAUCUGGUGUACAUGGCAGAUCGGCACUUCAACUUCUACGAAGUGGCUGGCAUGAAGAUGGCUCCCCUGCCGGGCCAGCCGCCUCUUACGCGCACUCUGUUGGAUGGGGAAAUCGUGGUGGAUUCCAUCCCGGGCUCAACGCCAGACUUCCGCAACCGCUUUUUGGUGUACGAUAUCAUGGCCUUGCGGGGCAAGUCCGUUGUCGAUAUGCCGUACAAGGCCCGGCUGAAGAUGGCCGAGGGCGAGAUCACGGGCGGGCGCAACGCGUAUCGUGCGCAAAAUCCGUCUUUUGAUUGGAAUUCCGAGCCCUUCUCCCUCCGGAUGAAGCUCUUCCUGCCGAUUGAGCAAGUUGGCCGCAUCCUGAAGAUCAUCCAGUCUCUGCCGCACGAGAACGACGGGCUGAUGUUUGCUGCCGCGGAGCAGAUCGUCGAGUGUGUAUAUGCCAAAGGCCAGACAUGGCGGCUGUUGCGUGGUCGGCCGGACAAGUCGGAGCCCAACCAGAUGACCACUGCGCGCAAUGUCUUCCGCUCGAUUCAGGAGAAUCUGGAUGAGCCGCGUCUGCUGGCCUCCAUCGAGGCGUCGGUUCGCCGGGUGAGGGAAAAAGGCUUCCCCCGGGAGAAGCCCCACGAUUUCUUCACCAAUGCGCACCCUGGACGGGGACCGGGCGGCGGGCCGCCCGGGUUCGGGCAUUUUCCACCAGGCCCCGGUGGCCCGGGCGGGCCCCAGCACCUCCAUCCUAUGCACGGCAUGCCGCCGCACUUUGGACCUGGCGGGCACUACCUCCCGCCGCAUGGGGCCCCGCCGGGGCAUCAUUACCCGCCACCGGUCGGCGCGAUGUCUCCCCAUUUCCACCACUCCGGCGGUCCGGGGCCCAUGAUGAACCGCAAGCGCCCGGGGAUAUCCUGGCCCGGUGGUGUGCAUCCCUAUGCCUCGCCCGCGGCCGCGGCCGCGGGCAGUGUGGCGGCUCCUGUCCCCGGACCGGCGCCCCCGGCAGCGGUGCAAUCUUCCGGUCCCUCCUCGGUGGCCGGCAGUGCCGCCACCCCGGCCCCGGUCGCCAGCAGCACGGCCGACUCGCUCGCGUCUGCGGCCACUUCCGCCCUGGCUACUGGCACCGACCCCCAUUCGUCCCCCUUCUCGGACGACUUCACCGAUAUCUCAGACACCAGCUUCUCUUCGAGCUUCAACCCGACCUCCGACUCGCCGCCCUCUCCGCGCCCGGAGGAGGCAGAGGGCCACCCAGCGAAGCGCUUCAAGUCAUAG
Molecule: messenger RNA, 2772 nt
Organism: Fonticula alba
Lineage: Eukaryota; Rotosphaerida; Fonticulaceae
Exons: 14
Coding region: 1-2772 (923 amino acids)
Biological process (GO): dephosphorylation; 7-methylguanosine mRNA capping
Molecular function (GO): mRNA guanylyltransferase activity; ATP binding; protein tyrosine/serine/threonine phosphatase activity
Source: RefSeq, a predicted model, not a curated record